Molecule: messenger RNA, 1213 nt
Organism: Myotis brandtii (Brandt's bat)
Lineage: Eukaryota; Metazoa; Chordata; Mammalia; Chiroptera; Vespertilionidae
Gene: SNX20
Product: sorting nexin 20
Exons: 4
Coding region: 67-888 (273 amino acids)
Source: RefSeq, a predicted model, not a curated record
CACCCACAGCACCCUGGCAGGUACUGCUGUAGGGACAGACCGCCAUCCGGGCGUGGGAGACCAGCAAUGAAAAAGCAAACACAUAAGCAAACAAUGCAGGUCUGGACAGAGGGGCCAGGAGAGGCCGCCAAGGGCGAGACAAGCACGCCGCACGCUGAAAAUGAGAGCGAGUCUCGGAGGAAGCAAGAGAGGGCAUCGCGGCUGCAGGAGGCACCAGGGAAGGGCUGGGCGUGUCUGAGGCCAGAAGGCAGUGCCCACGCUGCUGAGUCCCGGAGCAUGGCAAGUGCCCCGCACCCCGGGAGCCCGGGGUGGGCAGGACUCAUGGCCCCGAGCGUGGCAGGGGCCAGGCAGGAAGUGCCCGCCGCCGGCCCUGGUCUCCCGCCUCCAGAACCUGAAGGGGACUCGGACGGGGCCGGCAGCCCGAGCGCCCACUCCGGCAUGACCACUCGGGAGCUGCAGGAGUACUGGCAGGGCGAGAAGGGCAGCUGGAAGCCCGUGAAGCUGCUCUUCGAGAUCGCCUCGGCCCGCAUCGAGGAGGAGAAGCUGUCCAGGUUUGUGGUAAGCACCGGGGCCGGGGCUGCGGGCCUCGGCUUCCCCAGCCUGGAAGGGCUCACACACACUCACCCGCAGUUCUGCUGGGGGAGAUGCUGGGGAACAGGGCCAACGAGCAAGAUGGCGCGCUGGGCACUGUGCCAGCUGCGUGAGGCCCGGAGGCCUGUGAGCCACGGCCCCCGAUCCCCACGAGGAACGAGCCCUUUGUCCCACGUGACCUGGGGUUGGGCGUCUGGGUCCCCGCGCCGUGUUGCCACAUCCCUGUAUCAGCUGCGCAAGCCCGGCCCGCGGGGCCUCACCCUCAAGGAGCUGGCCGUCCGCGAGUAUCUGAGCUGAGCCGAGCUGCAGACCUGGGAUCGCCAUGGCCCUGCGGGCUGCUGGGGGGCCUCUUGGAUGGAAUAGCCACGUGGGGCCACUUGUCGUCCUCCACUUCCCCAGCUGUGUCCUGCUGAGCCCCCUCCCCCCCUUCGGAGUUCUUGGAAGCCUCUGCUGUGUCCUGUGUCCUGUGUCCCUUAGAUGCCAGGCUCACUUGAUCUCCAAACCACAAACGCAGCCCCGGCGGCGUGGCUCAGUGAUGGAGCGUCAAUCUGUGAACCCGGGAGGUUAGGGUUCGAUUCCCAAUCAGGGCACUUGCCCAGGUUGCAGGCUCGAUCCCCAGUAG